AUGCCCGAGGACGAAAAGAUUGUCAGCAUUCCGCUCUACCUCGAAGAAGUGCCUCGACUCAAUAUCAGCUACAAGGAUAAGUACGAACUUUUCAAAAAAUUCCAGAAAAAACUCAAAAAACUCGACUUCCCUACCGAUGAACUCUACUGGUACGAUUGGGAAAAUGUGCAUUUGCGUAUAAGGAAUGCGGACGACGUUCUUCUCGCUGUCGAAGAAAGUGGAUUCGCCAAAAUGUUUGCUCGUGAUCCACGUAACAGGGACACAUUCCCUUCGUUCAGUUCUGAUGAUGAUGACGAUGGUAAGGAGAUGGAAGAGGAACGAAAGAAGGAGGAAAUCCCAAUUAAGACUGAGAGGAGAGGACGAUCUCGUAGUUCUUCUGGCGUACGCGGCCGUUCUCGAUCUGAACCACGCCACGGCUCUCAUCAUCAUGCUGAACACUUCUAUCAACCAUCACUCAAGGCCUGCAUGCCCUGGAUAAAUCCUCGCUUUGGAUUCAUGCCAUUCUACUACGAUCCACGUGCUUUUGAUGCGAUUCGUAGUCGUAAUGAAGAACGAAAACACAAGUGUCACUGCAAGCAACUAAGUGAAGACAAGAAGCUUUAA
This is a messenger RNA of Necator americanus (New World hookworm), 603 nucleotides long. RefSeq lists its product as uncharacterized. The coding region runs from base 1 to 603 and encodes 200 amino acids. NCBI's taxonomy places the organism in Eukaryota, Metazoa, Nematoda, Chromadorea, Rhabditida, Ancylostomatidae. The record is from RefSeq and is a predicted model, not a curated record. The transcript has a single exon.